AUGACGGAUUACUAUCAGAGUCUUGAACUCCCACGCGAUGCGACGCAGGAGCAAAUCCGAAGGAACUACCGCCAGCUGGCGUUAAGGUUUCACCCUGAUAGGGCGGGACCGGAGGGGGCGGAGAGGUUCAAGGAGAUACAGU
This is a messenger RNA of Trypanosoma cruzi, 142 nucleotides long. Its product is annotated as chaperone DnaJ protein, putative. The annotation marks the transcript as partial. Lineage: Eukaryota; Euglenozoa; Kinetoplastea; Trypanosomatida; Trypanosomatidae. The record is from RefSeq and is a predicted model, not a curated record. The transcript has a single exon.